Branchiostoma floridae (Florida lancelet) is the source of this 3999-nucleotide messenger RNA. Its product is annotated as C-type lectin domain family 10 member A-like. The transcript has 8 exons. The record is from RefSeq and is a predicted model, not a curated record. The coding region runs from base 2546 to 3775 and encodes 409 amino acids. Lineage: Eukaryota; Metazoa; Chordata; Leptocardii; Amphioxiformes; Branchiostomatidae.
CACUGCAGGCCUGUUUUAAUUUUGGCAACACUAGCAUGAUUCUGUACCAUUUCCAGUCUAUCUUUGUCUUUCCUUGUAUACGGGUUCCAUACUGUUCUUACAUGUGACGUGAGAUUUUUAUCCCGACUGGGCAUGCCCACAAAUUAACUUUUAUCACUCACAAUUUCUGCGUGGCUCUAUUUGUUAUUUAUUCAUUUUUUUUAGGAUUCUCAGAAUGCAGUGGAAGGUAUGGCUGUGUUUCUUGGUAAAAGACGCCUUUUCGGGUCCUUCACAUUCCAAGACCACCCUUCGGCCCUGUUUUUAAUGUAACAAACAACCAGGAACAAAGUGUCUCCAGUAUUUUACUGAAGUCAAAAGACUAAAUUUGUAUUUAUUCAAAAACUAUUUCUUUUCAUCUUCGAUUGUGUACCUAUAGCUAAAAAUAUGAUUGCGUAGGCUGGACUGGCUAUAAGUGGGUAGGUACUGUAGCUGUUGUCACUCUGCCGCUUGAAAAAGGAGAAUACAACGGGGAAGAGUUGCAUCCAUAGUGGUUGGAAAAUACGGUAGAGAUAACGAAGUUAGUCAUACGCUCACGUAGCUUGAAAUGCAAGAUACCAUCAGUACAGGUCGGUUUACUUUAUGUUAUUGUUGGUGUUGUGAUUGUUUAACUUUCAUUUGGGAUACAAACGUAUUUGAUGCAUUGUUGUUCUAUUUGGUAAUAAUGCUAAGUUUGUCUGGUUGCGUGGUUUGAUUUAUCAACGUUACACAUGUUCUCCUAAAAACAUGGAUUUUGUCCUGAGAGCGUGUACCUGGCUACAUAAAAUGAAAUAAAAUAAAAUAACAAAAGAUAACUCCUUGUAUAAAAUGUGUGUCUUUGAAAGAUACUUUUAGUAGAUUUAAGUCCAUCAGUCAAAAUAUCGAAAGCAACAGACCUUAAAUUUGCGAUAUUCCAUUCACCCAAAAUAUGGUUUGCUUAUAUAUUUAUUUUCCUAACCCGCAAAAUAUAGAUUUCGAAAUGAGUUUUUUUUUCAAUGAAACUUUUGUAUUUGGAGGAAUGAGCCGUGGAAGAAGACACUGCAAAUUGCCUUAUCACAUAUAAUGAUACUAAACUGAACGCUGUGAAACUAGCGGUGUAAAGCUGAGGUAUAAAGAGUUAAACACAAGGAAACAAACAUUACCAGUGUUUAUAAUGACAACAUUUUCUGUUUUUAUGGAGGCGCUUUAUUUUGACAAACAUCUGAUAACAUUGAUCCCUAAAGUCACCAAAAUUUUCUGAUUUGCAUUUUUUUGCUUAAGAUUAAACUAAAAUUCUCCGUUUUAGGGUUUUCUUUUCAAUUUCUGAUUUUAAGUUUAUUUACUAUAGACAAAACAUACAUGUAUAAAUUGAUAUUUCUCAGUAAAUUACCGAUGAUGUAAAAUCAGGGCAUAAAUUUAAAAUCAUUCCGAGCCGUUAAUGAGGUAUGUUGAACUCUUUUUUCCCGAUCUUUUACGAUGUCUGCACAGUGUGCCAAAAGUGGCAAUUCAUACUGGUGAUACCCUUAACGUAAAUAUUCAAGGUCACCAACAAUAGUAGCUUAGCACAUGUCAAAUGAGAACAUGCUGUCUUGAAAAUUGUUUGUGUUUCUGCACUACCUUUAUUUGUCUGAUACAAGCAAGUCACUCUAGGGAAAAUGGCUCAACAGCACUAGUUUGCAGUAAAAACUUAGACUGACCGCAGAUGGCCUCAAACAGAAUACGGGUUCAGCGGUUCGAAUUUAAUUACGGCAGAUCGAACCUUGUCAAAUUCAGCUAGAAAUGAGAGGUUUUGUUUUACUACCGUGCAUUAUUAAGGCUCAUCUAUCAAGGAAACCUACAAAUGUCGAAGAAAUGGCGGUCCAAAUACCACGAAAUAUUCUAUAAAAAUCAUUUUCAUGUAGCUCACAAUGUUACCCCUCCCCAUGCGUGAGAGACGUAGUGCAGAUCCUCUCAAUCCUACUUCAGGGACUUGGUGACAAGGACGAAUUAUCCAAAGAGUCAAUCAUCCAACGGGAAUAUCAUGCAGACUUCAUUGUACCUUGAAAAAUGGAAUAUAUCAAAUUUUCCGUGUUUGAUAUUUCUAGAUAACCAAACUGCAGUUAUUCUCCUGGAACGGAACAUUGAAUUACCCCCUACAAACUCUCCCCAGCAGGCGAUAUUUAUUUGUUAGAAAUAUAUGUUACACAGAUAUAAGUCUCUCGUUAGUGUUUUUUUUCUAAAUUUCGUCGGUAUUUUCACUUUAUAUUAUAAAAUGCAGCAAUGUAUUUAGUUUGCAAUUAACCGUUGACAUAAGAAAAGGAAAACAGCUUAUUACAAGCAAAACAGUGUCCUUCACCAGCGGGCUGAUCAAGGCCAUUAAGCUGUGCGGAUUGUCGGGCAAAUUUUUCUUGGUUGCUUUUAAUUUUAUUCUGCUGGCUCAAGAUAUCAUUGAAUGUAUGCUAACCCAUAAUAACAUUACGAUAUGAAAAGAGGGUAUGUACGGAGCGUAUAGUAUAAAUGCAUCUCAAUAUAAGUUCUCAAAGUAAAAUAAGUUAAUCCAUUUGUUACAGAUAUGGAAAUUAUCGAGGUUAACGGCGAUUCUGACGGCCACAUGAACCACCUUCCGAACCACCUUCGGCAGAUUAGCGGCCAAAAUAAACACGGAGAACAAGGGAUUGACGUACAAGUGGGGAGCACGUCACCCAUAGCCGUGCGUUUGAAUAUCAAUGCGAUGUAUGAAGACAGUUCAUUCCAACAGCUCGGAAGACGAGACCUACCGGCGAUUCCCAUCAAAGAUGGAGAAAGUGAGGAGGAAGGCAACGUGUACAACUAUAUCGACACUGAUGACAUUAACAACUCAGGACAGCCGAGUAGGGACCAAGGGAGGUAUGAACAGGCCGAUAAAGAGGGAGACACUUCACUUCCCAAUAACGUCGAGAUGGACACCUCUCGCCUGCGAAGCAACCCUCUCUACGUGCCUGGUGCGCUUCGACAAGAUAAAAACCGAAAUUUGCGGAAGAUCGUUUCGAAUAUAUGGCGUUUUCAUUCACUCCGACCCAUAACCCGAGUUGCCUUUGCAGUUGCUAUAAUAAUGGCUUCUGUGGUCGUUACUGCCAUUUAUCUCACGGUCGAUGGAUAUGACCUGAAAAUAGCAUCAACACCGGCAGAUAUGAAAGCUGGUAUCACUGGAACAUCAGGAAGUGUCUAUGAAUUUGAUGUGGCGACAACAUCAUCACCGGCAGUUAUGAAAACUGACAUCACUGGCAACGAUGGAACACCAGGCAGUGAUUCGAUACCUACAGUUGAAGCAACACAGUGGAAGACUGAAAAUCCAGACCUGUCAGCGACCAGGAAAGUUUCAGCUGACAGCUUCAGCUGCAAUGACGGCUACAGAGCCAUCGAAAAGACCUGCAUACGGCUCGGUUCUGAAGAGUUGUCGUACGAUGAGGCAAAAAAGACCUGCGAAAGGGAGGGAGCGACACUGGCCAUGCCUAAGACAAAAGAACUGGACGUCGCUCUGAGGAACCUGGUCCGCACGGAAGGCCAAAACAACAUCCAUUGGAUCGGCUUGAGGAAAAAGAAGGGACUCAAGCUUCUAAAUAAAAUGUGGCAAUGGAUGGACGGAGUCUUCUUGCGCAACUACAAGGGAUGGAAUCCAAGAAGGCCCAAUAACCACUAUAGGAUCAAUGGAUAUAGGCGGCUUUGCGUGUCUUACUAUUCAGGUCUCACUGGCUAUCCUAUGUGGGACGAUACGAACUGUGGAUUCCGAUACAGGUUUAUUUGCCAAGCUCCUCUGGCAUAAUAUGAAAAUCAGAAAGGCCUCAUUUGCGAGCAAAUACAACAUAAUCCAUCGAUAUGUUAAUAGAUAAAUAAACGUUUCUUAAUAAAAAUAAGGUUUAAAGAAAUGGACUCUCUAAAAAGUAUACCAAUAUUAAAUGCAAUCAAUUUUUGCUUUCAUAAAAAAAUCGACUUUUUUGAAACAGUAUUACGCAUAAAAGCUAUUCUAAGCUUGACUUUUGAAGGUCU